AUUUCUCUAAAUUUUGAAAACGUUGUCGACCAGUCCAAGUCAUCGAUGUAUCGAUUGCAUACCGAUUAUGCCGUCCCCAUUGCGCGGCCAUUUCUUAAAUGUAAGCUCACGUUACUUAAAUUCCCCGCUACAGUUUCAUUCAAUUGUCAAAACUUUUCUUUUGCUUACAACAUGUCUUACGCGUAUUUUGAUAAUGUUUUGCGAGAGGUUCGAGUCUUGCUGACUGAUACCCCGGCAUCUCUUAUCCGGGUUCUCAGGGCCUAUAAGAAGAAAUAUGGAGUUCUGUUGCCGCAUCGCAGGCUGGGCUUUUCGACCCCAGAGGAGUUUCUCCGCACAUCGGGCGAAUUUAACAUGUUUAAGCGCGGCAAUGAGGUCUUUAUCAGCGCAAAACCCGACGAUGCCAACGUCCCUUCUAUGAGAAGCAGAGCCGAACGGAUCCAGGAGCUCAUGCGUCGUCAGGCUAUGAUCACAAUUGUGACCAGGCGAAGACCCGGACGCCGUCGUGGGUGAUCUGCGAAGGUUGUUGUAAAGGUGGGGAUACACAAUCUGAAGAGGAUCCCGUGCAUGACGAUCUCUUAGCUGCCAUGAUUUAAU
Drosophila serrata is the source of this 594-nucleotide messenger RNA. RefSeq lists its product as uncharacterized. Lineage: Eukaryota; Metazoa; Arthropoda; Insecta; Diptera; Drosophilidae. The record is from RefSeq and is a predicted model, not a curated record.